Messenger RNA from Episyrphus balteatus (marmalade hoverfly), 4691 nucleotides. RefSeq names its product protein Gawky (gene gw). The transcript is spliced from 12 exons. The coding region runs from base 428 to 4576 and encodes 1382 amino acids. The record is from RefSeq and is a predicted model, not a curated record. Gene Ontology annotation, cellular component: P-body; nucleoplasm. Gene Ontology annotation, molecular function: RNA binding; protein binding. NCBI's taxonomy places the organism in Eukaryota, Metazoa, Arthropoda, Insecta, Diptera, Syrphidae. Gene Ontology annotation, biological process: miRNA-mediated gene silencing by inhibition of translation; positive regulation of nuclear-transcribed mRNA poly(A) tail shortening.
CAAAAGUGCGAACUCGAAUUAAACAAAAAAAAAACAUAAAGUUGAUAUCGUUAAAUCGGCAUGGUUAGUGUUGAUCAUUUAAUACAGAUAGAAACAAAAAGCAUAUAAAAAAAAAAGCAAUCUCAAUACGAAUAAAACUACAUUACAGGUCAACAACAGCAACAUCAUCUUUUAUUAACUUCUACUGUCUGUCGUAUUGGAUCCUAAAGGAAACAAUUAUUAGCAUUUAAAAACUAAUUGCUGUUUCAAAAACUGCAACAAAAAAAAAAAAAAACACACAAAAAAGGGAAAAAACUUGUAGAGUUAUCCAAAACAAAAAAACUUUUGAAAAUUGUUUACAAAAAAUAAUAUCCGAAGAAACAAGUAUAUCAACUAAUUUUCCAUGGAUUUUAAUUGAUUCCGUACGGACUUGGCCGAAAUUUGCACAAUGUUAGCUGCUAAUUUACCAGUAUGCCAAUAUGCUGGAAUGCAGCCAGGACAAAAUAAUAAUAACGGUAAUACUGGUAAUGGAAGUAAUAGUGGUGCUGCUGGUGGUGGACUUGUAGGUGGUGGAACAUCGGCUGCAGCUGCUAAAAAUCAACUCGAACAGUUAAACACAAUGCGGGAGGCGUUGUUUUCUCAGGAUGGCUGGGGAUGCCAACACGUUAAUCAAGAUACAAACUGGGAAGUACCCAGUUCACCAGAACCAACAAAUAAAGACCCAUCGGCUGGACCGCCGAUAUGGAAACCAAAUAUAAAUAAUGGUACCGAUUUAUGGGAAUCAAACCUACGCAACGGUGGUCAGCCACCACCACAACCAGUACAAAAGACCCCAUGGGGUCAUACACCGUCGACAAAUUUGGGUGGAACAUGGGGUGAAGAUGACGAUGGUACGGAUACCAGUAAUGUUUGGACUGGUGCACCAGCAAAUCAAACCGGACAACAAUGGGGUCAAACGAGUGGAGGUCCUGGUGCAGGAGGCAGUAGUAAUGCUGGAGCUGCAACUACAAAUGCAUGGGGUGAUCCACGUGAUAUGAGACCUUGUCCCAUUGAUAUACGUAAUGUUGAUCCAAGAGAAUUGCGCACACCAAACACGGACCCACGUGAUAUGCGCGGGAUGAUUGAUCCACGUGAUCCGAUACGCGGUGACCCCCGAGGUAUAUCGGGUCGUCUGAAUGGGACGUCAGAAAUGUGGGGACAACAUCAUCCGAUUCCACCACAUGGACAAAUACCACUUAAUAAAAUGGUAGCAACAGCUUCAGCGACAGUGCAACCUGUUGCAACUGGAGCCAGCACAAACACCCAAUGGGGAUCAGCACAAUCAGUAGUAGGACCAAAGGAUAUGACUGCAGUGAUGGGAACGGGUGCCGGUAAUACAGGUAUAGUGAGUGGUCAAGUAGGUGGUGGAAAACAGCCGACCGGAUGGGAAGAGCCAUCGCCUCCACCUCAACGUCGCAAUAUACCAAAUUAUGAUGAUGGCACGUCUUUGUGGGGACAACAAUCUCGUGUACCUGGAGGUGGCUCGCACUGGAAGGACAUGUCUGAUCCAAUGUCACGUAAUCAUCUCAUUCGCGGAGCCAUCGGCAAUCCAAAUGUAGUUGGAGGCAAUGGCGGUAAUGGUAAUGCGGGUGUCAGCAAUUCUGUGGGUGUUGGUGGUCCAGUAAGUGGUAAUCCUGGUAGCACUAAUUCAGCCCCAAUGAAUAGUGGUGGUGGUCCACCAGGUCGACUUGGUGGAGUUCCAACAGUAGGUGGACAAUUGAAGCCAGACAACACAAUGUGGGUGCAUCCGGCAGCGGCGGCAGCAGCCGCAGCAGCAGCCGCAGCGGCAGCACAAGUUGCUAGUGCACCUCGCAAUAAUGGAGCUUGGGGUGACGAUCAUAACACACCUUCAGGUCCUAAUUGGGGUGAUGACAAAGCACCCGGAAUGUCCAAUUUAACUGGUGCCGGUGGCGGCGGUGGAUCAUGGAAUGAUAGUACAGCCGCAGCGGCUUGGAAUAAAAAUCAAAACAAAAUCUCAGUUGCCGGAGGUGGUGUAGGUCCAGGUGGGUGGGGCGAUUCCAACGAUAUAGCCAAUGAAUGGGGUGUUCAUAAUAUCACAAAACCCCAAUCCAAACUUGUUGGUUUAAAUAGCGAUAUGAUCAAAUCAAGCAAACAAUACCGCAUGUUAAUUGAAACUGGCUUUAAAAAGGAGGAUGUUGAACGUGCAUUGAUUGCAACGAAUCUAAAUGUUGAAGAAGCUGCUGAAAUUCUAAACUCCCGUGCUAAUGCAAUAGAAUCAUGGCGAAGACAUGAUGAAUCAAUGGCAACACUUGGAGGUUUUGAUCAUUCGAACUCGGGUGGUUUCCCAGGACGUUUUCCUUCAGCUAAUGCACAACCAUCAAUGCCAUUCCCACCUGUUAGGAAUACUAAUAUACUUAAUAAUAUGGGAGGAAACAACGUCGGUGGUAAUCCAAAUUUGGCAGCUCUCAAUAACAUUCAACCACUUCAAGUUCAAAAAUACUUAAACCAAGGUGGACCGCACAAUGUCGCUGGACCACAAUCAGCGGCUGCUGUGGCUGCUUUUGGUUCAAAUGCAGCAGCAGCAGCUGCUGCUGCGGCCGCAGCAUCACAUAAUUCUGGCCAACCAACAGCUCAGCAAUUGCGUAUGCUUGUUCAGCAAAUACAACUUGCUGUUCAAAGUGGAUAUUUGUCCAGUCAAAUUUUAAAUCAACCACUUGCACCGGCAACUUUAGUGUUAUUGAAUCAAUUACUUAGCAAUAUUAAGCAUCUCCAAGGAGCUCAAGCAUCUUUAGGUCGAGGCAAUAAUGCGAGUAAUAUGCAAAUAAAUGUGACAGUUGCUAAAUAUAAGCAACAAAUAUCAAAUCUUCAAAGCCAAAUUAAUGCACAGCAAGCAGUUUAUGUUAAGCAACAACAGCCGCAACAACAAUCACAACAACAACAACAACCGCAUCCGGCUGCUGCUCAUGUAACAGGUGCAAAUGUAGAAUACCUUAGAGGACAGCAUGAUGCCAUAAGUGCACUUCAAGGAAAUUUCUCAGAAAUUAAUUUAAAUAAGCCUGGAGGAUAUCAAGGUGCUCCUAAUCAACAGUCCAGAUUAAAUCAAUGGAAGCUUCCAGUAUUAGAAAAAGAUGUCCCAUCAGAAAGUACUGAUUUUUCACGUGCACCAGGUGCUACAGCUAAGCCAAGUAUUUCGUCAUCAACUGCUAAUAAUAUGGGAGCCCUUGGAUUGCAAGGAGAUGGAACCUGGUCAACGGGACGAAAUAUUGGCGAUGGAUGGCCUGAUUCGACAAAUGAUAAUGAGAAUAAAGACUGGCCAGUUGCUCAACCUUCAGCUGCAACUGCUUUUACUGAUUUAGUUCCAGAGUUUGAACCCGGAAAGCCGUGGAAGGGCUCGCAAAUCAAGAGUAUAGAAGAUGACCCAAGCAUAACUCCUGGUAGUGUAGCUAGAUCUCCAUUGUCUAUUAAUCCGACGCCAAAAGAAGCUGAUAUUUUUGCAAAUACAAGCAAAAAUUCUCCGACUGAUUUACCACCAUUAAGUUUAUCAUCAUCAACAUGGAGUUUUAAUCCUUCAACAAGUAAUCAAAAUUUUCCAAGUUGGUCAGAUAAUGUAUCACAGCAAUGCACCACAUCAUCAGAAUUAUGGGCUGCACCUAUAAAUAAAUCAUCCCGUGGUCCACCGCCAGGCUUAGGUACAAAUAAAACUAGUGGAGGAGGUGUAAAUGUAUCUGUUGCCUCUGUAACUAAUCCAUCCGCUGUAUCUGGUAACUCAAAUGGCUGGAUAGGUAGUGGUUUAGCUGGUCGUGUUCCAAGUGCUAAUUCUAAUUGGACAACAACAAAUUCUAGUUGGAAUUCAAAUUGGCUGCUACUGAAAAAUCUAACAACUCAAAUUGAUGGUUCGACACUACGUACCUUGUGCAUGCAACAUGGUCCACUUAUAAAUUUCCAUUUGUAUUUGAAUCAAGGAAUUGCCUUAUGUAAAUAUGCAACUAGAGAAGAAGCAAACAAAGCACAAAUGACGUUAAAUAAUUGUGUUCUUGGUAAUACAACAAUAUGUGCUGAAUCACCAAACGAAACCGAAGUGCAGAGUAUUCUACAGCAUUUACCACCAUCUGUCGGCCAAGCCAAUGUACCAGUUAGUGGUGUAUCUGUAAGUGGUGGCGGUGUUGGUGGCAGUAAUGGUGGUAACGGCGGUGUUGUUGGCGGUGGCAAUGGUGUAUCAUCGAAUGUAGCUAAUGUUGUUGGUGGUGUGAACAAUUCUGGUCCAAAUGGCCCUGGAAAUAAUAAUAAUGGCAAUAAUUCUGGGGUUGGAGGUGGUAAUGGUACCAAUAAUCCUCAAAACUCAGGAAAUAAUUCAGGUGGAUCUGGCGGUGGUGGUGUAGUGUCGAGCGGUGGAAAUGCUGGCAAUUCAGCAUGGCGACAACAAAAUCCACAAAAUCAAUCUAGACCGACAGGGACCGACGCUUGGGGCUCUGGAUCUGUGUGGCAGACUACUAAUACAACAGCCAGUUUAUGGACAUCAUUAGACGGGACGACUGAACGUGGCACACCGUCAAAUCUAAAAUCAUACCUACCGGAAAAUCUUCUCGAGCUAAACUGAACCGAAUAUAAUAAUAAUAAUAAUAAUAAUAAUAAAAGACAUCGAAGAAAAUACAACAAUGCAGCGGCAACAACAGCAGGAUGAGGAGGAGAAGGAGAAUGAUAUUAAAAACUUC